Aureobasidium namibiae CBS 147.97 is the source of this 1977-nucleotide messenger RNA. Its product is annotated as ubiquitin binding protein. The transcript has 2 exons. Gene Ontology annotation, biological process: protein targeting to vacuole; protein transport to vacuole involved in ubiquitin-dependent protein catabolic process via the multivesicular body sorting pathway. The coding region runs from base 1 to 1977 and encodes 658 amino acids. Gene Ontology annotation, cellular component: ESCRT-0 complex. Gene Ontology annotation, molecular function: ubiquitin binding; phosphatidylinositol-3-phosphate binding; metal ion binding. The record is from RefSeq and is a predicted model, not a curated record. Lineage: Eukaryota; Fungi; Ascomycota; Dothideomycetes; Dothideales; Saccotheciaceae.
AUGGCGUCGUGGUUCGGUGCCGGCACGUCGGCCAUGGACGAACAGGUCGAGCGAGCAACCUCAAGCAGCUUAGAGGACAUUGCCCUCAAUCUGGAAAUCACAGACCUGAUCCGAAGCAAGACCAUCCCGCCCAAGGAGGCAAUGCGCUCGCUCAAGAGGAGGAUUGCCAACAAGAACCCAAACAUCCAACUGGCCGCCCUGAACCUGACCGACACCUGUGUCAAGAACGGCGGAGAGCACUUCAUCCAAGAGAUCGCCUCGCGCGAGUUCAUGGACAACCUCGUCUCCUUCCUCAACACUCCGCUGAACGAUGAGGUCAAGACGAGGAUCCUUGAUCUGAUCCAGUCUUGGGCUACUGCCGCUACCGGCCGCUCCUCUCUCGGCUACAUUGACGAAACAUACCGCUCCUUGCAAAGAGAAGGCUUCCGCUUUCCUCCCAAGACCGACGUUGCUGCAACCAUGUUCGACAGCAGUGCUCCACCCGAGUGGGCCGACUCGGACGUCUGUAUGCGCUGCCGAGAACGCUUCACCUUUACCAACCGUAAGCACCACUGUCGAAACUGCGGAAACGUCUUCUGUGGUCAAUGUUCGGCCAAGUCGAUACCCCUCCCCCACCUCGGCAUCCUGCAACCCGUUCGCGUCGACGAUGGAUGCUACGCCAGGCUUACCGAGAAGUCACGCGGUACUCCCGUACCUUCCCACAUCAGCGCCAUGAAGCCUCCAACUUCUGGGCGUAUGCAGGCCCGCGAUCCCCGUGUUGCUGAAGACUCGUUCGACGCCGACUUGAAGCGAGCACUCGAAAUGAGCUUGGAGGAAUCAAAGGGCCACGCUGGCGCAGGAUACGUGCCACAAUCACAAAUGACGACGCCCAAGCCAGUUCAGAAGGCACCGACCCCAAAGAAAGACGAGGAAGACGACCCGGAACUGGCAGCUGCAAUUGCUGCAUCUCUGGCAGACAUGGAGGAGCAAAAGAAGAAACAUACGGCCAGCUUCAAGCAACAACACCAAGGAUCUAGCACACCCAGCGUCUACGCACCCAAGCCCAACAACGAGCUCACACCUGUUGAAGCCGAGAACAUUAACCUUUUCGCUACUUUGGUUGAUCGCCUGCAACACCAGCCACCAGGCGCUAUCCUGCGUGAACCUCAACUCCAAGAGUUGUACGAAAGCAUCGGUUCGUUGAGGCCAAAGCUGGCAAGGACAUACGGAGAGACGAUGAGCAAGCACGACACACUUCUUGACCUGCACUCCAAAUUGGCGACUGUUGUGAGAUACUACGACCGUAUGCUUGAGGAGCGUCUGUCCAACACAUACAACCAGUCUCGUUACGGGGCCCCUCGACCCCAGUCUGGCAUGUAUCCAUCCCUGUCCGCCGGUGUUGGAGCACCGCCGAGUGCUCCCAUGGGUGGUGUUGAGAGCUACUACAACAGUUCAGCCCCAGCCAUGGAUGCUCACGCCUACAACCAGAGUCCUUAUCCUACCUUCAACCAGCAUCAGCAAUAUGCCCAACAGCCGUACCCUCAGCAGGCUCCUCCCGAGGCUGCUUACCAACAACAAUACUCUCAAUACCCGCCCCACCAACAAGCCCCCAGCACUCCUCAUUUGCAACGACAACAAUCAUACUCGCAACAACCUCAACAAUACGCUCCUCCUCAACAGCAAAACCCUGUUUCUCCCUCUGAUCACCAGCAAUCUUACUCUGAGCCUUCUGCUCCUCAACCUGUGAGCCCAGAGUCGUAUUCUCAGCCCGCCCAACAGCAUCAACAACCCCCACCUCAAUACCAACAGCCUUAUCAGCAACAAGCGCCACCUCAGCAGCACCAACAAUAUUCGCAACCUCCGCAACAAUCUCAGCAGCAGCAGCAGUGGCCUCAGGCACCUUCCACGCAUAAUGGUUAUGGUCAAGAGAGUUUCCCUCAAGCACCUCAGAACGUCCCUGUCCAGCCAAAGGUUGAAGAAAGCCUGAUUGAGUUGUAG